AAUUGAAAUCUUUGUCAAAUUUGGUUUAUUUUCAGUUUCAAUCAUCAUUUCUUAGUGAAUUCUGUUGGAUAACAGUGACACAUAUGAGAUUUGAGAAUUGCAAGUUAUUGUCCUUUGAGUUUGGUGUUAAAGUUAGCAAAAUUGAGAUCGAGGUGUAUUUGACGCGAUAGAAGAUUGUUCUGCGUGUUAUUACCCAAGAACUGCUUAGUGUUAUCAACUUUCAGAAGAGAUGCAUUUGUGGCCGUCAUUGAAACUUCGAAACUCCUUCAAGAGCACUAGCCAGAAGAGAUUUCAAAGGAUGAACAGUGGGAAACAAAAUCAAAGCAACCAGCAAAAACUCCUCAACGGCGACAAAGAAUCUGGCAGCCCCGAGAUUUCAUCUGGUGGUGGUUUUGCUGUUGUUUGCAGAGAUGCUGCCAUGGUUCUCUCUUGUUGCUACUGCUGUUUCUGCUGUGGAGCUUGCAUUGAUGACGAAGAGAUUUGAUACAAGCUCCUGGUGGAGGAGUGAGUGAAAGAUAUUAGCCUUAGAAAUAUAGUUUGUAUUAACUUUCUGAAUUCUAUUUCUACCUUCCCUCAAUCACAUACUAUUGUUUGUUUUGUAACACAAUCAAUCUUUUUUUUUGGUGAAUUGUUAAAAUUAUUUUUCAAACCAAAA
Arabidopsis lyrata subsp. lyrata is the source of this 655-nucleotide messenger RNA. RefSeq lists its product as uncharacterized. Lineage: Eukaryota; Viridiplantae; Streptophyta; Magnoliopsida; Brassicales; Brassicaceae. The coding region runs from base 230 to 484 and encodes 84 amino acids. The record is from RefSeq and is a predicted model, not a curated record. The transcript is spliced from 3 exons.